CCUUGAUUAAAGUCUUAAGAAAAAAAAAUAUUGAAUUUCUAGGAUAAUGGGGUCUCGUGCAAGUUUGAUAUAGCUGCCCUGCACUCUUUGUCAACUUUCAAAGGCCAUCUAAGUUUGAUUUUGUGAAAUUUGCAUUUAACUUGAACAAUCCUCAUGGCUUUAUUCACCCCUAUUAUGUUUGGAUGGAGGAGUUUGGAGAGAAAAGAAGGAGAGGUAGGAUAUAUACUGCAAUUCUAUCAAUUUGGUUGAGACUCCUCGUACACAACAAGGACCACCCAGUUUCCCUCUUUGGACUCUAUUCAUUUCCUGAACCUUUGUUUGAAAGUGAACAUUUUACACGUCCAAUUUGGUCAUUAAUGUGGCCCAUAUACUUGCUAUUGAACAAGAUUCUAAAGACGGAAGAUGAAAGAGAAUUAAAAGGAGAUAAUUUGAGUGUGAUAGAUCCGUACCUGUUUCAGCAACCAUCAAGCAACUUAGAUUCCCAUCCUCCCUCCUUGCGCCGUUCACUCUUCAUUGAAGUACCACACAUAAACCAAAUAUAUACAUGGGAUUGUGGCCUUGCUUGUGUCUUGAUGGUUUUGAAAACUAUGGGUGACAACGACUACAAUAUUCAAGCACUGGCUGAACUAUGCUGCUCAACUAGCAUUUGGACUGUUGAUUUGGCGUAUUUGUUACAGAGAUUUUCUGUUACUUUUUCCUACUUCACAGUGACAUUCGGUGCAAACCCAAACUACUGUGUUGAGUCAUUUUACAAGGAGGAAUUGCCAAAUGAUCUAGUGAGAGUGGAUCUGCUAUUUCAGAAAGCAAUGGAUGCUGGAAUUGAUAUACAGUGUACGUCAAUUAGUGGAGAACAGAUUUCUAUUCUCAUAUUGUCUGGGAAAUAUAUUGCUAUUGCAUUAGUUGACCACAAUAAAUUGAGGUUAUGUUGCAGUCAUGUAUCGCAAGAAGAUGUUUGUGUCCCUGACAUCUUCUGCAACAACCCUGGCUACACGGGUCACUAUGUGUUGAUAUGUGGUUAUGAUGCUGGAGCAGAUAUGUUUGAGAUAAGGGAUCCUGCUAGCUCUAAGAAACAUAAGAGGAUCUCUUCGAAAUCCUUAGAAGAAGCUCGUAAAGCCUUUGGUACUGAUGAGGAUCUUCUCUUGAUAUCUUUGGAGAAGAGCAAGAACCAUCAUCAACCUUCGCUGCAACUUUCCAUCGAUGUCAAUACUGACUCUUGAAUCUCUUUCCCUCUUUUGCAAUGAUUUAACAAUUAUGUUGCUGCAUUUUUUUGAAAAAAUAAUAAUUUUUUUUUGCAUAUAUUUCAUUUUCAUUGUGUAUUUUAGUUGCUACACAUAGUUUAUGUAUUUAUAUCCCAGGAAAAACCUCUUAAAAUGGUUUCUUCUAGGCUAUAUGCAUUGUGUAGAUUCAUUACUCAAAACUGUAUAGUAACUAUCAAUUCAAUCUAAUCUUGUGUAAACCAUGUAUUCUUUCUCAGAAAGAUUUGAGACAGACAACAGUGUUAUCAUCGUAAAUAAGAUUCGGAGCUCAAUUGCAUAUAAAAUUGAAGCAGUUAUUUAAAUUUCGAUUACAUAUCUUGUUUUCGAUUUUGUAAUUUAUUUUCUGCUUCUGUUAAGUCUCCUAUCAUGUGACAUGGUGGUUCAUCAUUAAUCAUUGUUAUUCAUUUCUUCCUGACGGCAGAUUUUUCAGCUCAUAUUUUCUUGUAAUUCUGAGCUAAUUCAAUUUGGUCACUGACUACAGAUGAAUACUAUCUAGGCAGGUAUGCGUGAUUAUAGUUAUAUAUCAUUCCCCUUACAGAGAAGACAA
Molecule: messenger RNA, 1803 nt
Organism: Gastrolobium bilobum
Lineage: Eukaryota; Viridiplantae; Streptophyta; Magnoliopsida; Fabales; Fabaceae
Product: guanylyl cyclase 1
Exons: 10
Coding region: 183-1217 (344 amino acids)
Source: RefSeq, a predicted model, not a curated record